GUAAAGCGUCCACUCCAGCCGGUGGCGUCCUGGACUCGGAGCCUCCUUUCUCCAGCGGCCUGAGACGGCGGCUCGGGCAAGGGGCUCAGCGGCGACGGGCGCGCAGAGAGGCCACCGUGGAGAGCUGGCCCCAGCCUGGCCGCUGCGGGCCCCUGCUGCCAAGACGGUCCGGCCUGUCGCUGGAUCAGGCCCUCCGGCCCGAGGGUGAGGACGAAGACCGGGAUGGCGAGGCGUGGAGGCCCGCGCCUGGGCGGCUGCCUGGCCUUGCUCUCGCUGCUCCCAUCCCUGAGCCUGGCGCAGUACGAGGCCUGGCCCUACUACCCUGAAUACUUCCAGCAGCCGGCCCCCGAGUACCACCGGCCUCAGGUGCCCUCGGAUGUCGCCAAGAUCCAGCUGCGCCUGGCGGGCCAGAAGAGGAAGCACAGCGAGGGGCGGGUGGAGGUGUACUACGACGGCCAGUGGGGCACCGUGUGCGACGAUGACUUCUCCAUCCACGCGGCCCACGUCGUCUGCCGGGAGCUGGGAUACGUGGAGGCCAAGGCCUGGACCGCCAGCUCCUCCUACGGCAAAGGGGAAGGACCCAUCUGGUUGGACAAUAUCUACUGCACAGGCAGAGAGGCCACCCUUGCCGCCUGCUCCUCCAAUGGCUGGGGUGUCACCGACUGCAAGCACACAGAAGACGUGGGCGUGGUGUGCAGUGACAAAAGGAUUCCUGGUUUCAAAUUUGACAACUCAUUGGUCAACCAUAUAGAGAACUUGAACAUCCAGGUGGAGGACAUCCGGAUCCGAGCCAUCCUGUCCGCCUACCGCAAGCGCACUCCCGUGACAGAGGGCUAUGUAGAGGUGAAGGAUGGCAAGACCUGGAAGCAGAUCUGUGACAAGCAUUGGACAGCCAAGAAUUCCCGUGUGGUCUGCGGCAUGUUUGGCUUCCCUGGGGAGAAGACGUACAACGCCAAAGUGUACAAGAUGUUCGCCGCCCGGAAGAAACAGCGCUACUGGCCCUACUCCAUGGACUGCACAGGCACGGAGGCUCAUAUCUCCAGCUGCAAGCUUGGCACUCAGGUGUCGCUGGACCCCGUGAAGAAUGUCACCUGUGAGAAUGGGCUGCCGGCUGUGGUGAGUUGUGUGCCUGGCCAGGUCUUCAGCCCCGACGGGCCCUCAAGAUUCCGGAAAGCCUACAAGCCAGAGGACCCCGUGUCUCUUCAGCAACCCCUGGUGCGGUUGAGAGGCGGUGCCAACAUCGGGGAGGGCCGAGUGGAGGUGCUCAAGAAUGGAGAAUGGGGGACCAUCUGUGACGACAAGUGGGACCUGGUGUCUGCCAGUGUGGUCUGCAGAGAGCUGGGCUUUGGGAGUGCCAAAGAGGCCAUCACUGGCUCCCAGCUGGGGCAAGGGAUAGGACCCAUCCACCUCAAUGAAAUCGAGUGCACUGGGAAUGAGAAGUCCAUUAUAGACUGUAAAUUCAAUGCUGAGUCCCAGGGCUGCAACCACGAGGAAGAUGCUGGUGUGAGAUGUAACAUCCCCGCCAUGGGCUUCCAGAAGAAGCUGCGCCUGAACGGGGGCCGGAACCCCUACGAGGGCCGGGUGGAGGUGCUGGUGGAGAGGAACGGGUCCCUCGUAUGGGGGACGGUGUGUGGCGAGAACUGGGGCAUUGUGGAGGCCAUGGUGGUCUGCCGGCAGCUGGGCCUGGGGUUUGCCAGCAACGCCUUCCAGGAGACCUGGUACUGGCACGGAAAUAUGUACGCCAACAAAGUGGUCAUGAGUGGAGUGAAGUGCUCGGGAACGGAGCUGUCCCUGGCGCACUGCCGCCACGACGGGGAGGAUGUGGCCUGCCCCCAGGGCGCGGUGCAGUAUGGGGCUGGAGUGGCCUGCUCAGAAACGGCCCCUGACCUGGUCCUCAAUGCGGAGAUUGUCCAGCAGAGCACCUACCUGGAGGACCGUCCCAUGUUCAUGCUCCAGUGCGCCAUGGAGGAGAACUGCCUCUCGGCCUCGGCUGCCCAGACCAACCCCACCACUGGCUACCGACGGCUCCUGCGCUUCUCCUCCCAGAUCCACAACAAUGGACAGUCUGACUUCCGACCCAAGAAUGGCCGCCACGCGUGGAUCUGGCAUGAUUGCCACAGGCACUACCACAGCAUGGAAGUGUUCACCCACUAUGACCUCUUGAACCUCAAUGGUACCAAGGUGGCAGAGGGCCACAAAGCCAGCUUCUGCUUGGAGGACACAGAAUGUGAAGGAGACAUCCAGAAGAGUUACGAGUGUGCCAACUUCGGUGAGCAGGGCAUCACCAUGGGCUGCUGGGACAUGUAUCGCCAUGACAUCGACUGCCAGUGGGUCGACAUCACUGACGUACCCCCUGGAGACUACCUGUUCCAGGUCGUCAUUAACCCCAACUACGAGGUAGCAGAGUCGGACUACACCAACAACAUCAUGAAGUGCAGGACCCGCUACGACGGCCACCGCAUCUGGAUGUACAACUGCCACAUAGGCGGUUCCUUCAGUGAAGAGACGGAAAAAAAGUUUGAACACUUCAGUGGACUCAUAAAUAACCAGCUCUCUGCACGGUAAAGCACCAGGUCACCACCGCCCGUCUCGGGGCCCCGGCGCACCUUCCCCAACAGCUGCAGUCCGAGGGCCACAAUCUCUCCUCGUCCAGCCCUGUGCCUGCCGUCUCGAACCCCCUGCAGCCUCGUCCGAGGCUCAGGAGGAAGGCGUGUGCCUGUCACUUGCUGGGGGCUGCCGCCUGACCUCGGGAGCCUGGGACGACUACCAGGGUUGUGGCCACCAAGAGCCAUCCAGCCUGGGACCCCAGGAGCACGGGUUAGCAGCGGCCGGUCCCACCUACCCCGCAGUCUGCCCCUUGUAGGACACCCCCCCACCCAGCUCACGCCAGGUAACACGGGGCCCCAUCGGUGUUGUGAGCUGUCCACCCAAGGGGUUUGGGCUGAAUUCCAUCUUCCUCCUCUUCAGUCAUUUCCAGCCAACCUGAAUAUCUAGACCCUUCUUCCAAUUAAAGACUGCCUCUCCUCUGUUAUAUUCACAUAUACAAAUAAUGCUGCCACAUGUUUUCUAAUUAGGUGAGCGAGCUCAGAGUUGGUGCUUCUUCCCCCACCCCCCACUCCGAAAUUCUCUUACAAGAUACCAUUAUUAUAUUUUCACAGACUUUGAAACACAAAGUAACUUAGUGGCAUUUAAUAUUGGGCAUCUGGGCCUUUGAAAGUAUAGCUCAGAAGAAAAACCAACCCACCUGUGUAAGUGACUCAUCUUUCUGUUGUUCCAAUUCUGUGGGUAACUGAUGUAACGGUGCUAUAAACCUGGGUCCUGGGUGAUGAGGACACCCACUGAGCGCCAUGUGUCAUCACAGACACUUACACAUACUUGAAACUUUAAAUAAAAGGUUUAUGAUA
Canis lupus familiaris (dog) is the source of this 3404-nucleotide messenger RNA. RefSeq names its product lysyl oxidase like 2 (gene LOXL2). Gene Ontology annotation, biological process: peptidyl-lysine oxidation. Gene Ontology annotation, molecular function: copper ion binding; protein-lysine 6-oxidase activity. Gene Ontology annotation, cellular component: membrane. Bases 223 to 2565 code for a protein of 780 amino acids. The transcript is spliced from 14 exons. The record is from RefSeq and is a predicted model, not a curated record. Lineage: Eukaryota; Metazoa; Chordata; Mammalia; Carnivora; Canidae.